Molecule: messenger RNA, 3430 nt
Organism: Nematostella vectensis (starlet sea anemone)
Lineage: Eukaryota; Metazoa; Cnidaria; Anthozoa; Actiniaria; Edwardsiidae
Product: polycomb protein Scm
Exons: 2
Coding region: 143-1303 (386 amino acids)
Molecular function (GO): RNA binding
Source: RefSeq, a predicted model, not a curated record
CUCACUUCAUGUGGCCACAGGUAUCCGCGGUACCUCGUUGCACGUGGUCGCUUAGGGCAGUCGUGACUCCUUCUAUCCUUGUUUUAAUUCGUCUCUUUGUUUUUAUCAAGCCUUGAAUUUCUACCAGCGGUACCUGCCGAGGAUGGCAUCUCUUAUGAAUUCUGUUAGUGACAUCAAUCAACCCCAAGAGGCAGGGCAAGUUUAUCAAAAAGUUAUCAUCCCCAGGGAUAGAAAUGGUUUAUAUGGGUUACACAUCAGCAAUUUAUCCCCUCAGGUUUCUGAGCAUGAUCUAAGGACAGUGUUUCAGGCAGUUGGCCGGGUUUUUGUUUGCAAGAUUGUGGUGUUCAAGGGUGCCAAUAACAGAGAUACAAAUGCACGUAUUGGAUUUGUGAAAUUCAAGUCCUACAGUGAGGCUCUGUCUGGAUUGCUUAAACUUAACGGAGCGGAAAUCAAGAGAUGUAACAUCCUGAUAAAACCUGCCCUCGUACAGGGAGAUAAGGGGGGGCCAGUGUUAAAAACAUCAAAGUCCUCUGGCAAUAGCACUAGCCCUGACUCCAGUACUGCUGGAACACCAAGGAAGAACUCUGAUAACUCCAGUGGGGAGAGAAGCCCUAGAGGGCCCAUUGUGGAGAUGAAAUGGAGCAAUGGGCAAGAUGGCCCCCCCUUGGCUAGCAUGCCCCUUUCCCCACAAACUACACAGGACUACUAUGUGCUGUCUUCUGAUGCCAUGUGUAGGGAUAUAAGAGAGGUUAACUACCAGCCCAAUGGUUACCAUAAAAACACUGUUAACAAUCAACAGGCGGCAUGCACUCUGCAUGGCUUGAAUGACAACACAUGGAGCAAUAACAAUGCCCCAGAUGUAUGGCCACAGGAUCUCCAUGGUAACAUCACUUCUAAUGAAUAUGCAAAUGGGCAUUUACAGAUGCCUGAAACUAGCAAGAGGGCGACGUCCAGUCCUCAAAAGCAGUCUACCAAUACAUGCUCGUUGGAUGGGUCAGAAGAUGAGGGGCUGGCGUCAGUGACUGCUACGCUCAAACAACUAGAGAUGUCUCGGUCAAGCUCCGCCUCAUUUCUCAGCAGUGUGGAUAUAACAAAGUGGUCGGUGUCAGAUGUUGUGGACUAUCUAGAGAACACUGAGCAGUGCUCUAGUGGGAUUCUUGAAUUUAUCAAAGGGGAGGAGAUCAAUGGGAAUGCUCUUCUGCUUCUUGAUAAGGAGUCUGUAUUGCCAUACCUUAAGUUGGGCCCUACAUUAAAUCUCUUGGAUAUCGUUAGCAAGAUCAAGGCAAGCCAAGGCCUCAAUUAAAUUACAUACAGGUGAAAUAAAUAUAUAUUAGUAUGUAAUGAAAAUAUCUUAGAAUAUUAUUAUCUUACAUAAACUCAAACAGGUAGUUUAGUUCAAUGCAUCUCUCAUGCAUCAUCAUUCCAUUUAUACAUCAUACAUUUCUCUUUUCAUAAGUAUCAACCUACUUUGCAACAGAGGAAAUAAAUUUAGAAUAUUUUCUUUAUUACAAACAGCUAGAAUAUAUAUUAUUUAUUUCUCUAAUAACUGAAAGAAAUGACUGUUUUAUCCGAUUUCAUUAAUUUAGAUUCUAUUAUACUAUUAUAUAUACUAAAUUCUAUUAUUCUAUUAUAGUAUACAGCGGGAGCGUGUCCAUGGCUCUUACACUAACCAAAGUGUCACUAAGUUCUUUUAUCCUUUUAUGAACUAAAUAUACACUUGUUUCAAAAAAGUUUGCACUUGAGAAUCAGUGUUAUGUACCCUGAAGUGGUCCAUGGGAAACUAAGGCUACAUUCUGGACUGUGAAAUGUUCAGGGAUGUAUAGAGGCACACAAACAAGGAUUCUCCACUUCUCCAAGGCUUGAUUUUUAUUGCUGCUUUUUUUUAAUUACACAGUAAUUUUGCUGAGACUCAUAAGGCAUUGUGGGUCACACCACAUGGAUUCUCCAAGUGUAACCUUAUUUGAAAUAGGUGUAUUGUAUAGUUGCCUUGAUAUCCGUGGAGAUUAUGCCUCUGAAACAUUACACUAACACAUUUUUAGCAUGGUUCUUCUCUUUAAGUCACCCAUAGAAUUACUAAAAACUGUUAGAAAUUUCUUCAUAGACUAUUCCUGGUCUGUGUAAGGCGAGAGUUGUGUUUGACUUCAAACUGCCAUAUUGUUAAUUCGUUAUAAUCUUGAAGGGAAUGUUUUAUCCCAAGCAACGUUAAAGGAUUAUUCUUGGGUCGCGUUGACCUAUUUGUUAAUUUGUUAUCACCCUAAUGGCAUGUUAUGGUUGGUUUUCUUGACCUUGCACUUAAGGGUUCUCCACCAGACAUAAGACAACACAUCCUUGAAAUCUUUUUCCAUGGAAACCCAGGGUUGAUGGGGGUUAUUCGGGAAAGAGUGUGGUUUAGAUUUUUGAUUCGUUUGUACUCUGUGACAACACAAAGCCCUUGCAAGGAAGGGAAGCAUGCAAUUGCUACAUUUUACAGUAACUCAAUGGACCUGGACCAUUAGAUAUUUGCAAAUAUCAAGGCGCAAUAAAGCAGAGAAAUUACCCAAGGAAAAAUCCUGGCUUCACCCCCGACCCUAUAUGUCAAGGGGGCGGGGGUAUACAGAGAGAAGGCCAUUUAGAUAUAAUAUUCAGGUAAAGGGUUUUGAAUCUCAGAAAUAUUACAUGCUUAAAAAUAUCCCAUUCUUCUUAUCUAAUGGUCCAAAAAAACCGUUUGAUAUUGAUUUAAGCAUUACAUUGACCUAUCUAUCUUACUGGCUGCAGUCUUGUGGGGAACCUUAGUUUGUCAAAGGUCGUUAUUUAAAAGGUUAAACAUAUUGAGAUGUUUAUAUAGUUUAUAUGUAGCCAUGGCUCUAUGGCUUGAAGUCUGUUGAUCUAAUUUACGUGACACUGUUUUUCCGCCAUCAUCUUGAAAACUUUUCCAACAUUAAUUGAACUAUAAUGUAGAAAUUUGAGCCGUUUUUAUUAUAGGUUUAAUUGACUUUGAUUGACUUACAGUGAUUCAAGCAGAUUUAGUUCACUAGCUAAACGAAUAUCAUUUUAUCUCCUAGAAAACCACGCGUCACGCAAGUAAGAACGACAGAUUUUAAUUAAAUUACUUUUAUAAUGGUGGGAAGCCCAGCAAACCUUUUGAGGUAUUGCUGACAAUUUUGAUUAUCGCCUCGUGAUCUCUAAAAAUUCUUACGUUAUACGUUAUGUAGUCUGCUUUGCUGCCGAUCUUAGCGUCACACACGUGCCGCUAGUAGCGGCUGCUAAGCAUGAUUUACAUUAUGAAACUAUUUCAUCAGAGUGGACUGCCUGUGGAAAACCACACGAUUCCCGAUCCAAUACAAAAAGAGAGUCGAGAUGAUAUCACAACUACUGUUCUUGUUAAAUUUGUUACAAUAAUUAUUUAACUCGCCAAAGCUGUUGAGGAAAUAAAUUCAAAACAUGAUAUUGA